Molecule: messenger RNA, 315 nt
Organism: Didymodactylos carnosus
Lineage: Eukaryota; Metazoa; Rotifera; Eurotatoria; Philodinida; Philodinidae
Source: the annotation of a GenBank genome assembly
AUGGGCUACGCCAAAGAUGCCUUUGAUGUCUAUUACAAUGAACAAAAAGUUGUGGGUGGUAGCGUAGUUUCAUUUAAAGUAUUAACUGAUGGUUAUGCAAAAGAUGCUUUUAAGGUGUAUUUCCGUGGUCAAACAGUAGCUGAUGCUAGUAUCCAUUCAUUUCAGCCGUUAUCUCAGGGCUACGCAAAAGAUUCGUUUAAUGCAUAUUAUUCUGGUAAAAAAAUUCAAGGCGCCAGCGUUUCUUCAUUUCAAGUAAUUGGAACAGGUAUAGCCAAAGAUUCGUUUUACACGUAUAGAUUUGGACAAAAAAUAUGA